AUGGCGUUAUUCAACGGCGACAGCAGCAGUAAGAUCCUCAAUCUUAUCCCACAGCUUCUCGCCUUCCCCGUUGUUUUCCUCUUUCUCAGACGUACAUACAAACUGGUGCGCAACUACAUUGAAGCCCGAAAACUCGGGAUUCCCAUCCUGGUGAUACCUGUGUCCUGGCACGAUCGAGAAUGGCUUCUCGUUCGACAUCUGUUCAAAUGGAUCGACUCCAUCCCGGUGCUGGGAUACUGGUACCGGUAUAGCUAUAUCGGAUGGCCGUUGCGCCUUCGGUUCAAACCCCACGAGAAAUACGGGGACGCGUUCGCCAUCGUCGCACCCAACGGCGUACUCAUCCAGGUCAACGACCCACAGGCCGGCACCGUCUUGCAGCGAGACUACAAGACCUGGACAAAACCGGCCAGCCUGUACGACAUAUUCGACCUGUACGGGAAGAACGUGGUCAGCGUCAACGGCGAAGACUGGCAGCGUCACCGACGCAUCGUGAACCCAGCGUUCCGCGAACAGAACUACAAGAUGGUCUGGGAAGAGUCGUUGCGGCAGGCGGAUCAGAUGCUCGACCUCCGAACGGGGUCCACGGACGGCGGCAAGGUGACCUUGGCAGAUAUAUACACUGAUUUCCACCUCCUGGCCGUGCACGUCCUUUCCGCCGCAGAGCUCGGCCGUCUGCAUGACUUCUCGAGCGGUCUCCAAGAGGUUCCCGAGGGCAAGACCAAGAGUUUCUCGGGCACGUUGAACUUUAUGCUCAUGAACAUAAUCCCCGUCGUGGUGUUUGGGAAGAUGAAGCUGCCUCACUUCCUCACCUGGUCUAAAUUCCGCGAGACCCAGGCCGCCAUCAGGGACCUAGGAGAGUACCUCGCCGAGACGAUCGCGUAUACUCGGGCCACGACGCAGAGCGGAGGAGGCGGGCGACAUGCCGACAUUGCCAGUGCGCUCAUCGAAGCCGACGAGGCAGCAAAAAGGGACGAUCAACAACAUGCUGGCAAGUCCCUCGGUGGUGGUGGUGGUGGCGGCAAAAGACAGAACUACCUGAGCGACACGGAGCUCCUGGGGAACCUGUACGCCUUCAAUGUGGCUGGGUUCGACACUACGGCGGGCACUCUGUGCUACGCAAUUCCCUUUCUUGCCGUCAACUCGCACAUACAAGAGUGGGUCGGCGAAGAGAUCGACGCGGUUUUCGGCUCGACUCCGCCGUUGUCGUCUGAUUAUGAAUCUACUUUUCCACGAUUGACGAGAUGUCUGGCCAUCAUGGUAUUAAGGCAACAACCACUCACGUUCUCUUUCUUUUCUCUCAUACAAUACGAAACACUCCGUCUCUGGGGUCCGCUUCCUGAAAUGUCCCGCUUCGCCGGCGGCGAGGGCCAACGCCUCCGCGUCGGCGACAGGGACCUCUUCGUCCCCAAGGGCGUCUACGUGUCGACCAACUUUUUCGGCAUCCACACCGACCCUCGGCACUGGGGAGCGACGAGCCUGGAAUGGAAGCCGGAGCGGUGGAUCGUCAAAGACCCCGAGACGGGCGUGGAGAGCAUCAGGACCCCGACGGGCGGCACCUUCCUGGGCUGGAGUUACGGGCCUCGCGUCUGUCCGGGCAAGAAGUUCAGCCAGGUCGAGUUCGCGGCGGUUCUGGUGACGUUGCUCCACAGGUUCAGGUUGAAGCCGUGGGCCAUUCCGGAGAGGGGCAUGGAGAGCGAGGAUGACGCCCGCGACGCCCUGAUGCACGCCGUCGACGACUCGCAGUUCGCUUUCACCACCAAGAUGGCGUCUCCGGAGAAGGCAGGUGUGGUGAUUGUCCCUAGAUGA
Messenger RNA from Exophiala spinifera, 1806 nucleotides. RefSeq lists its product as uncharacterized. Bases 1 to 1806 code for a protein of 601 amino acids. Gene Ontology annotation, molecular function: oxidoreductase activity, acting on paired donors, with incorporation or reduction of molecular oxygen; monooxygenase activity; heme binding. The transcript is spliced from 2 exons. Lineage: Eukaryota; Fungi; Ascomycota; Eurotiomycetes; Chaetothyriales; Herpotrichiellaceae. The record is from RefSeq and is a predicted model, not a curated record.